AAAGAAGUCAAAGUCAACAUUGAGCAUUGAGGUUAUGGUGGUCCCAGUCCAGUGUUUCUGUUUUGAACUUUUGGAGAGAAUCUCUCUGUAUGUCGUUUCUUCUGAAAGUAUUUGCAUAUAAAAAGGGUGAGGAAAUCGAAUUAGUCAGUACAAUUCAAUGAAUAAUAAUGGCAUCAAAUUAUAACUUUGCUGAAUUGAAUUUGAAUAACUGGAUUAUCAGACAAUGUGCCACAAUCGGUGUUAAAUCCCCGACACCCAUUCAGGUCAAUUGUAUUCCUGAGAUUCUUGAAGGAAAGGACUGUAUUGGAGCUGCCAAAACUGGCAGUGGUAAAACUUUAGCUUUUGCUUUACCUGUAAUUCAAAAACUAUGUGAGGAUCCAUAUGGCAUUUUUGCUUUGAUUUUGACACCCACCAGGGAAUUAGCUUACCAAAUUGCUGAUCAAUUUGCUGUGAUUGGUAAACCAAUGAAUCUGAGACACUGUGUGAUAGUUGGAGGAAUGGAUAUGGUGGAACAAGGCAUUCAAUUAUCAAAACACCCUCAUAUUGUAGUUGCAACUCCUGGCCGUUUGGCUGACCACUUAGACAGCUGUAAAACCUUUUCCUUAUCUCGUAUAAAAUUUCUGAUCCUAGAUGAAGCUGACAGACUUCUAGGGGGUCACUUUGAUGACCAGAUCAAAACCAUAUUCAAGAAUUUACCUAAGACACGCCAAAAUCUAUAUUUCUCUGCUACUCUAACUGAUACCUUGGAAAAACUGAAACAAUUAAGCAGUAAAGAUGUUUUUUACUAUCAGGCACCAAGUAUAUCUGAUGUGAUAACAGUUGAGCAGCUAGAACAGUUUUAUGUCCUUUGUCCAAAAGAUGUAAAAGAUGCAUAUCUUGUUGAAGUAAUAAGACAGUUCAGAAGUUCAAAUGAGCAUGGGAAUAUCAUGAUUUUUACAGAUUCUUGCAAGAAUUGUCAAAUAUUAUCGAUGACUCUGAAUGAAGUGGGUUUUGAGAAUGUAGCACUUCAUGCGAUGAUUCCUCAGCAGCAAAGAUUGGGAGCAUUAUCAAGGUUCAAGAGUAAUAUUGUAAAAAUGCUAAUUGCAACUGAUGUAGCCAGUAGAGGACUUGAUAUACCUACAGUUGCCCUAGUAAUCAACCAUGCAGUACCAAAAGUUCCUAAAGAGUAUGUCCAUAGGGUGGGGAGAACAGCAAGAGCUGGAAGGCUCGGAAAAGCUAUAACUUUGAUAACACCCUAUGAUAUUAAACAACUUCAAGCCAUAGAACAUCAUAUCAAAAUGAAGUUGAAAGAGUUCAAAAUAGAUGACAGUGAGGUUGGUAAAAUAUUCACUCAGGUGUCAGUUACAAAAAGUGAAGCUUAUCUGAGAUUAGAUGAAAAAGAUUUCUUCGAAAAGAUGAUGAUAAAUAAAAAGAAGAAAUGGAUUCUAGAAGGACUAGACCCUGAAGAGGAGGAAGAAAAGUUUUUGAAAAGGAAUAAAAGAAAAAAAAUGGACACACAAAAUUCUGACUCUAAGAUCUCCAAAAGAGUUUUAUGAAAGAAGAUGAAAUCAUCAGAAGAAAUGAAUGCUGGAA
Molecule: messenger RNA, 1572 nt
Organism: Phaedon cochleariae (mustard beetle)
Lineage: Eukaryota; Metazoa; Arthropoda; Insecta; Coleoptera; Chrysomelidae
Source: the annotation of a GenBank genome assembly